Phragmites australis (common reed) is the source of this 2489-nucleotide messenger RNA. RefSeq lists its product as uncharacterized. The record is from RefSeq and is a predicted model, not a curated record. Lineage: Eukaryota; Viridiplantae; Streptophyta; Magnoliopsida; Poales; Poaceae. Gene Ontology annotation, molecular function: protein binding. The transcript is spliced from 15 exons. The coding region runs from base 1 to 1449 and encodes 482 amino acids.
AUGGUUCGAAAACACCUGCUGGACAACAGGUGGGUCCUCCCUUACAACCCUUACCUUCUGCGGCUGUUCAACUGCCACAUUAAUGUUGAGGCGUGCUCAAGCAUAAAGGCCGUUAAAUACUUAUUCAAGUACAUAUACAAGGGCCACGAUCGGGCCUCUGAUGAAAUAUGCCGUUCUAUAUCUGAAAAUGGUGGAAUCGAUGUGCUUCUUCAAUGCAUUGAUGAGGCUGGCGAACAGAAGAACAAAGUUAUAGCAAGAUCAUGCUGCUCUUUGUUGUCUAAGCUAGCUGCGAGUGAUGCGAACAAGUCUGUUAUCAUUCAGCAAGGUGGUUUCGAUAGAUUCUUAAAGCUGAGAUCCAGAUUUUCUGAAGAUCCUUCUAUAAUACAAGAGGUGAUGUCUAUGGUGACAGUCCUUACACUGAGGUCACCAGAAAAUGCAGCGCGUGCAAUGCAAGUAGGCUAUGGUACUCUGGCGAUCCAGACAAUGCAAAGGUUCCCCUCCUCCAGCCAGACCCAGAAGCAAGCGUGUCUUAUGAUUCGUAAUCUUGUUGUCAGAAACCCUGAAAACAGCAGACCUCAUUCCUUAAACGAGGCUGAAGCAGCUGAAAAUGCGAAGGAGCGCUGUGUGUUGCUCGCGGACACUUCCGUGCGGCCCACGAAGCCGAAAGUCUCAGCCAAGUGUCCAACCAAGCAGCGAGAUGGUGGUGCCCUGUCGUCUACAUGCGAGCAAGAGGGUACAGGCCAUGCCUCCAUUUCCUGGAAGCUAUUCCAUGAAUCUCUGCAGUUCCAUGAGGUGCAGAUGGAUCACAUGUACCAGCGGUGCUGGAUCAUGCGCGCAAAGGUCAACUGGAAAGCGCCGAUACGGGAGGGUUUUGACGGUCGUCCACUGCUAAGGGCCAUUCUAAUGGAUCAAUUAGGGACUAGGAUGGAGGCCAUCGCGUGUGGGUCUGAUGCUGAAAGGUUCAAUCAGGGACUCCGUGAUAAUCACAUAUAUGACUUUGCCAACGUCGGGUUUGAACCAACUGUGACGCCAUACAGAUUUUUUUGGUACCUAGACUCUGAGUACUACAUGUCUAUGAUCACUCAUACUACUGUUAACACCCAGGCAAGGCGUAUAGAGUACCCAAUAUGUCCAAGUGUUUUCGUGGACUUCAACGACGUCUACUCACACCCCCACAGGACAAUAGCAGAUGUUGUAGGUUUAGUGCUUCAUGUGACCGAUAUUCAAUAUCGGUGGUUGUUCCCUAGAAACAUUCCUGUUAGAGACAUGGCGCUUAUGAACACAAGGUUUGAGGUUGUUUUUCUACGCAUAUGGGACAUGCACAUUGCAUGCCAUAUCACACGUUUCAGAAGGGCCGAGGCCGAGCUCCAUUGUUUGGCCACCACAUUUCUAAAGAUAAACAAGAAUAUCGGUGGUGUGGCGACCACCUAUGCGAGCCAUCUCAUUUAACAGCCUACUAUUGCCCAAGCGAUGGAGCCAGAGGAUCUAUGUGAGAUUUUGAUUAACAGGCAGCAGGUGUUGAGGCAGAUUCGUCAUCAAGUUCAAGUGAUGUUGGCGAACAGAGAGAAUGAAACUAUCAACCAGCACAUUCAAAUCAUGAACCAAUAGUAAGAAUUAUGAAAAGGCUUCUUGGUUGGCUGUUGAUUAUUGGAGCAACAGAGAGAGCUGUGAACCAGGUUGGAUGAAGAGUGUAAUUUGACUACUGCACGCCCUUGAUCGAAGAAGCCUUAAGCUCAGUAGGGGAAAGAGGGGGGAUAUGCAUGCAUGUUUAGGGUUGCUUCUUCUACCAGACUGCAAGGUUCAGAUGCCAAAAUGCAGCUGCUUCUUAUCAUUGGGAACCAAAUAGAAGUGUUGGUUGAUUCAGGCACUGUUGGGUGGCAAACAAGAAUAUGAGACCAGACAAACACCUCUGAACUCCACUGUGCCAAACUACAGGGAAUCGGGAAUCCUGAUCUAGUUCUUUUGUUUGAAAAUUUCCUGGUCCAAUUCUGGUACCAUACUAACAUCAGUAUCAUACUACUGGAAUACAAUAGAACCCCAUCAGAAAACAUAGUCCUAAAAGAACAACAUCCAUACUGUAAUACUGAAACAUGUUGUAGAUUUCUACUGGAACUUGCAAGGUGCUUUCUGUUCUAUUCUUUUGACAGUAUGCUAUUACAGUAUAGUUGUAGUUGACCUUCAAUGCAUGGUAUGGAUCUUUUAGUUCUUUACCGAUGCAAAUGUAUCUGGAGUACCAGUACACAAAACCAGCAAAGUGCAUUCGAGGCAAAUAGCAAAACAUUGUACAACACUAAGUGUCAGGUACAAGGGGAUGGGCAAGCAAGCAAGGGCGCCAGGGGUGUCUUUAUAUAUGGCUGAUGCGGCUGGGUCAUUUCUUCAUCUCCACGCGUCCGGCCAAGCAUCCAACCAAGUAGUGAGAUGGUGGUGCCCCGUCGUCUACAUGUGAGCAGGAGGGUAUAGGUCAUGCCUUCAUUUCCUGGAAGCUAUGC